UUAAUACUUUAUAUUUCCCUCUUACUAAAACUGUUUUCUCUUUUAGAAAUACAGCAUCUCUUCUAUACCAAAGAGAAUGAUUGGGGUUUCAGUCAUUUUAUAUCUUGGAAUGAACUAUUAGCACCAGAAAGCGGGUAUGUCCAAGAUGAUAAAGUUAUUAUUGAAGUCAAAAUGGUUGCAGAUGCCCCUCAUGGUGUCAGUUGGGAUUCCAAGAAACAUACAGGCUAUGUUGGGCUAAAGAACCAAGGUGCAACUUGCUAUAUGAAUUCCUUGCUCCAGACUUUGUUCUUCACUAAUGAACUUAGAAAGGCUGUGUAUUUGAUGCCAACAGAAAGCGAUGACAGCUCUAAAAGUGUUCCUUUGGCACUGCAACGGGUAUUUUAUGAACUCCAGUUUAGUGACAAGCCAGUUGGCACUAAGAAGUUGACAAAAUCUUUUGGGUGGGAAACCUUGGAUUCUUUUAUGCAACACGAUGUACAGGAGUUAUGCAGAGUACUUUUAGAUAAUAUGGAAAGCAAAAUGAAGGGCACAUGUGUUGAAGGUACAAUACCAAAGCUUUUUGAGGGAAAAAUGCUGUCAUACAUCAAAUGUAAACAUGUUGACUAUGGUUCACAGCGGACUGAACCAUUCUACGAUAUUCAGUUGAAUGUGAAGGGCAAGAAAAAUGUAUUGGAAUCCUUUAAAGAUUAUGUGAAAGUUGAAACUUUAGAUGGUGACAAUAAAUAUGAUGCUGGUGAACAUGGCCUACAGGAUGCUGAAAAAGGUGUAAUUUUCUUGAACUUCCCUCCUGUGUUACAUCUGCAGUUGAUGCGAUUUAUGUAUGAUCCAGUUGCUGAUGCUAAUAUAAAGAUUAAUGACAGGUUUGAAUUUCCAGAACGAUUAAACUUAGACACAUUUCUGCAGAAAAAGGAAAAGACCCCAGCCAAUUAUGUUUUACAUGCAGUUCUUGUACAUAGUGGUGACAAUCACGGUGGUCAUUAUGUGGUGUAUGUAAAUCCAAAAGGUGAUGGAAAGUGGUGCAAAUUUGAUGAUGAUGUUGUGUCAAAAUGUACAAAACUUGAAGCUAUUGAUCAUAAUUUUGGUGGUCAGGAUGAUGACAUGACUGUCAGACAUUGUACAAAUGCAUAUAUGUUGGUGUAUAUCAGAGAAAGUUUAAUGGAAGAUGUAUUACAACCAGUGAGUGAGAUAGACAUUCCAGAAGGUUUAAAGAACAGAUUAGCAGAAGAAAGGCGGGUGGAAGCUCAGAAAAGGAAAGAAAGAACUGAAGCUCAUCUUUACAUGAAUGUACAAGUGGUUACUGCUGACCACUUCUGUGGUCAUCAGGGCAAUGAUCUAUUUGAUCCAGAGAAAACCAACUUCAGAGUCUUUAAAGUUAAAAAAACAGCUACACUAAUGGAAUUCAUGGAAAUGUUAUCAGAAAAUUUAAAAUAUCCCAUUGAAAAAAUUCGACCAUGGCCAUUCCAAUGUAGAGAAAAUCAAACAUUCAGACCUACAAUACUAGAUUUGGAAGGAGAUAUCAAUAAAACAGUACAAGAAUUAGCUGAAAGCGAAAAUCCCUGGACAGUAUUUGUUGAGACACUCACUCCAGAAAGCACGAGCUCAAGUUUGCCUCCAUUUGAUAAAAAAUCUGAUGUUCUUAUCUUUCUGAAACUCUAUGAUCCUCGAUCCAAAAGCAUAUCUUAUUGUGGACAUUUAUAUGUACCAAUUUCAACUAGAGUCGCUGAAAUCUUGCCUGAACUGUGCAGAAAGGCUGGUUUCCCCCCAAAUACACCAUUGAUUCUUUAUGAGGAAGUGAAACCUAAUCUUCUUGAAAGGAUUGAUGUUGAUCAGUACUUUGAGAAGAUGGAAGAAAUAAUGGAUGGUGAUAUUUUUGUCUUUCAACGGGAUGAACCAGAUCUUGAAAAUUAUGAAUUAGCUACAGCCAAAGACUAUUUCAGGGACCUCUUUUACCGAGUAGAAGUAAACUUCUGUGAUAAAACAAUUCCAAAUGAUCCAGGCUUCACUCUGGAAUUAUCUCUACGUAUGAAUUAUGAUCAGAUGGCAAAUGCUGUAGCUGCUCAUUUAUGUACUGAUCCGUAUUUGCUCCAGUUCUUUAAGACCCAAGGUUACAGAGAUGGACCAGGGAAUCCUAUUCGAUGUACAUUUGAUGGAACUUUAAAAGAGCUAUUGUUCUAUAUUAAACCCAGACAACCCAAAAAAUUAUAUUAUCAACAGCUUAGUAUACGAAUCAAUGAAUUGGAAAAUAAGAGGCAAAUAAAAUGUAUAUGGAUGAAUAAUAAAUUGAAAGAAGAGAAAGAACUUGUACUAUAUCCCAAUAAAAAUGGUAGAGUGUCUGAUUUAUUAGAAGAAGCUAAAAAACAAGUUGAAUACUCAGAAGAUGGAUCAAAACGAUUACGAUUAUUAGAAAUCAUCAGUUACAAAAUCCACUCAAUUCAAAAGGAAGAUACUUUAUUAGAAAAUCUCACAAAUACAUCUGCUACAGCAAAGACUUAUCGUGUAGAAGAGACUCCAAAAGAUGAAGUAACCCUAGCUGAAGAUGAGAUGAUCAUCCCAGUUGCCCAUUUUCACAAGGAUCUCUUCUGUACAUUUGGAACACCAUUUCUUUUGAAAGUAAAACAUAAUGAGCCAUUUUCUACUGUUAAAGAACGAAUACAGAAAAAGUUAGAUGUUGUUGACAAAGAAUUUGAAAAGUAUAAAUUUGCUGUUGUGAUCAUGGGACGCCAGGAUUACAUCACUGAUGAUGGAGAUUCAGACUUUCAGUUAAACUUGAGUAAAUUUUUACCACAUCAAACAUCAGGAGGAGGAUUACAGACUCGGCCUUGGCUAGGUUUGGAUCAUGUAAACAAAACACCUAAAAGAUCCCGUUACAAUUAUUUGGAGAAGGCAAUUAAAAUUCACAAUUAACUGUCAAUAAUUCCAAGAUAGUGGCUAAUGAGGAAAAAGUGAGAUAUGCCAAAAGCAGCAGCAGCAGCAACAACAAGAGCUGUUCAUAUGCAGUCAUCAUUGCUGUUGGUGGUCAGCUUUAAUAAAGUGCUGGCAACAGCAAAUUGUUGACAUAGAAAUGUUGGCUUGUUCUGCCAGUGGCACUUAGCUGUCUGUCCAUGUGUGUGUUUGCCAGCCCUGCCAACAUCAUCUGCAAUAUUUCUGCUCUCUUCCUACAUCCAAUCUGCCUCUUCAUCUUUUCUUCUUUUACCUUUUGUCUAUACUUUUAUUUUAAAAACUAUUGAUGAUAGAGAGCGUGUAGAUGUGAGCUAUUUAUGAAAGGGUGACUUCAUUGUUCUGACAGUGGAAACUGCAGCUGGCAUUAACAUCUUUUAAUCUCUCCCUUCUCUUUUUCUUCCCCAUAUCUGAAGCAUUAUGGCUAUCACAGCUUGCUGCUUGUCCUAAACAUAGUUACCAAGAUUGUAACAACUUUAUUUCUCUGUGGAUAUACCAACAAAGUUAACUGAAAAUAAAUAUCUAAGCCACAGUAAAUACAACUGUUACCACCACUACAUCACAUUGAUUUCUGUUAUUCACUGUCAAAAAAAAAAGGUACACACACACACACACACACACACACACACACACACACACACACACACACACACACACACGCAUACAUACAUGUAAAGGUUUUUAACAUACAUUUAUAUUGAGAACAAAGCACAAAUAUUGUUAUGUACACAACUUACAUCCACACAUAUGAAACAAGUCUUUUGUUCAUAAAAAUCUGCAGAAAUACACUGAAAUUGUAAUUGCUCUUUGCAUACAGAAAAAGAACACACAUUGUUUUAAAAUAUUUUUUUAAAGAUCUUAAGGCAAGUGAUGUGUUUUACACAUUGUAGUUUGUCUACUUUCUUGCUCUUGUAUAUUGCCUCUUGUCUACUAUUCUCUACCGUCCACCAACACAUUCUAGAUCAAUUUCUCCUUUCAUCUAUUUAGUUGUACUCUUUGGUGGUGAUGGUGAUGAUGGCACAUCUUUUAGCCUUGUCUCACAUUUUUUCAAAUUUACUGAAACACAUUAAUAGCAAUAGGAAAACUGUACACUAAUUUGGUUCUUGAGCAACUUCUGAAGACAGCUAGCUUUGUGUAGGACUAGUGACCAGUCAUUUCAAUUGGCACUAACAAUUUGCUGUACUUUAGUCCCCCUCUCUUGUAAAACCCUCACUUUCUCUCUUGUAGUCUUUAUAUUCAAUUUGACUAGAAUGUUAAAACUGGAGUGGAAGGUCGAAAUGAUUUCCAGGAAAGAAAAGGAUAUAGAGUUUGCUAGAGUAUCUCUUGCAAGAAUUUUUUUUUUAAUUUUACAUUUGAAAUGUCAGGUUUUUCUCAGAAGGACAUGUAAGAAACCAAAUGACUUUUCAAUGACUGGAUGUACUUUUCAAUGGUAAAUAAUAAAAGAACUGAUUUUUCUGGAAAUUGAACAUUUCCCUUCUCUAGAACAUUUGAAAUCUGUUGAAAAAGGAAAUAUUAGAAACUGCGAUAUUAAAGGUGUUUAGUAUAAACAACUAAAACUGGAAAGAACUGGAAAAAUAAUAAAACUGAAGGCUUGUUUGUA
Molecule: messenger RNA, 4537 nt
Organism: Octopus bimaculoides (California two-spot octopus)
Lineage: Eukaryota; Metazoa; Mollusca; Cephalopoda; Octopoda; Octopodidae
Product: ubiquitin C-terminal hydrolase 7
Biological process (GO): protein deubiquitination; regulation of protein stability
Cellular component (GO): cytosol; nucleus
Molecular function (GO): protein binding; cysteine-type deubiquitinase activity
Source: RefSeq, a predicted model, not a curated record